This is a messenger RNA of Naumovozyma dairenensis CBS 421, 831 nucleotides long. RefSeq names its product Pex21p (gene PEX21). The record is from RefSeq and is a predicted model, not a curated record. Lineage: Eukaryota; Fungi; Ascomycota; Saccharomycetes; Saccharomycetales; Saccharomycetaceae. The transcript has a single exon. Bases 1 to 831 code for a protein of 276 amino acids.
AUGGGGACACCUUUCUGUGAAACUAACCCAGUUAAACGAUUACUCUCUACAAAAGAUCAAAAUUAUGGACCUUUUGCAUUCAAUGGUAAUCGUAUGCCUAAUACUUCACAUCAGGUGCCAUAUCAGGUACCAUAUAAUGGUAAUGGUUCCUCCCUACAGCAACAGACGUUCGAAAGAGAUCAAGUGUUUUUGAAUGAAAAUCCUCAGUUGCUACAGUUUUCUCCAUAUAGCAAUGGAAGUAACCAUAUGUCCCUUCCGGUCCACCAGAAUAACCGUACUGCAUUUAACGGUACCUCUAAUAAUAACGCUUGCAAUAGCAGUAAUGAUGCCGGGUCUGAUUGGGUACCAGAAUUCUCCUCCAUGCAAAUAAACGAUCCACUAGAGUUCAGCCAAGAAUACAAGAAAUUAUAUUCAAACUAUGAAUCUUCAAAAAUUCCUGGUAAAUCAACGAGUAACAGUAUUAAUAAUCAAUCUGCACAGUUUCAGCUCCGAAACAAAUCACAAUUACAUCCUCAGAUGGGAUCGUCAUCUCAACAAUACAAUAACAACAUGCAACAGCAACAGCACCAGCAACAGCACUCAAAUCAAAAUAUAGAUUCUUAUUUCGAUCUGGAAUUCAAAUCAGUAGAAGAAGAAUUAAGCAGACGCAACGAAGAUGACACACUGAUGACUGACCAGGAAAGGACUCCCAUGUUCGAUGAAGAACAAUCUGAAUUCCAAAAAAUAGCUAUGGAUAUCAUCGAUUCUUGUACAACGCCCUUGUCUACUGCCGAAUCUACUAAUGUGAAUUCUAAGUUACAAAGGUCAAAUUUUUUUGGUUUGAUGAGGUAA